AUGAUGAGUGAUAGUUAUGAAGAAUUAAGCGAAAAAAAAAAAAAAGUGAUGGGCAAGGGUAAGGAAUAUUCAUGUUUUGAAAAAAAGGAGAAAUAUGAAAAGGAAGAAAAUUAUGUUUUUAUUGAUGAAAAGUAUAAAGAAUAUUUUGAUAAUAUAAGUGAUCUAUUUGAAGAGAAAAUUGAUUAUAUAUUGAAAAAACAUUUUAAAAAAAACGAUCCAACAAAUAAAAAUAAAUUAUUAUGUUUAAAUAUGUGUAUAUUAUGGCAAAAAAAAUUCUUGUACCUUUUAAGUAAGAGUUUGAAUGAAUAUGAAGAAUAUAAAAAAUUGCAUGAUUUAAAAAAUGAUCAGGAUAUGAAAAAAAUAGAUGACAAGAAAAAAGAAAAAGAUGAUGAAAAGGAAAAACAUAUAAUAAAUAAUAAUAAUGAUAAUAAUAGUACAUCAACAACUACAAUCAUAAGUACAAACAAUAAUAACAUGAACAGUAAUAAUAUCAACAAUAAUAUCAACAAUAAUAAUGUUGAUGAUAAUAAUAUUAAUGUUGAUGAUAAUAAUAUUAAUGGUGAUGGUAAUAAUAUUAAUAUCAAAGAAAAUAUUCAUGAAGGCACAAAUAUAUCUAAAGAAGAUUUAGAAAAAGAUCUUAAAAGCUAUAUUAAAAAUGUGAAGGUUGUAGACAAUAAAAAUAUCGAAGUUAUUUAUAAUAAAAAUUAUGUCAAAGAUGAUAAUAGACCAUCAGCCAAAUUAUCAACUGAUGAAAUUUAUUAUUUAUUAGUAGAAUCCAAAAAAAGCGAAAAUGAAUAUAAAAAGAAAAUUUUCACAUUCUUAAAAUAUUUGCCAUUAUUUAUUCAAUCUAUUGAAUCUAAAAGUUUAAGGGAAAAAAAUAUAUUAGAACAAAAGUUGUUGUUAAAUGGGGAUGACAAUAUUGAUGAUAUGAAUAAUGUAAAUGAUGUUAAUAAUGUGAAUGAUAUUAAUAAUGUGAAUAAUAUGAAUAGCAUCAAUAAUAUGAAUAAUAUGAAUAACAUCAAUAAUGUGAAUGAUAUGAAUAACAUCAAUAAUGUGAACCAUUUUAAUGUGAAUAAUAUGGAGAACCCAUGCGAGACAAAUAAUUUUAAUCAAAAUAUUUCUGCCGUAGACAUUAAAAACAAACUAGAUUCUAUAGUCAAUUUCAAUUGUAAUUUAUCAGAAAAUUUAGAACAUGUUUUUAAAAAUAAAAUGGGAAAUCUACAAUUUAAAAAUAAAAAUAAUUUUUUUAAUAAUUUUCAAACCAAUUCUAUGGAUAACGAAAUAAAUAAUAUGAAUGAAAAACAAAAUGAUGAUCUUACUAAUCAAACAUACAUAAAUAAUAUUAAUAAUUUAGAUGAUGUUUCGAAACUUUUUGAAAAUAAAAAAAAUAACAAAUCAUUAAUUUUACCAUUAUCAAAAGUUAAUGAUUUAUCUCUAAUAAAUAAUAUAAGUAGAAAGUCAAAUAAUGGUGUCAAAGAAGAUACAUAUGAAAAUGAAAAUUCUUUUUAUAUAUAUAAAAAUAAUAUGGAGAAAAUGAAUUUAUAUGGAUUAGAUUUAUUAAUUAAUUUAAAUAAUAAUCUAAUAUAUAAAAUUAAUCAUGUAUAUAGUCUAAUACAAUUCUAUACAAUGUUGGCAAAAGAUGUAUUUAACGAAACAUAA
Messenger RNA from Plasmodium adleri (nom. inval.), 1659 nucleotides. RefSeq names its product conserved Plasmodium protein, unknown function. The record is from RefSeq and is a predicted model, not a curated record. The transcript has a single exon. Lineage: Eukaryota; Apicomplexa; Aconoidasida; Haemosporida; Plasmodiidae. The coding region runs from base 1 to 1659 and encodes 552 amino acids.